AUGUCAUCUAUUGAACAAACUAUUCCAACUAGUCAAUCAGCAUUACAAUGGGUUAGAGUUAGUGAUAAAAAUCCAUUUGAAUGGACAACAUCAGCACCUGUUAUUGAUCCAUCAAAAUUAGAUGAUAAUCAAGUUUUAAUUGAAAACCAUGCUGUUGCUCUUAAUCCAAUCGAUUAUAAAAUGGCAGCAACAAAUUUUGCUAAUAUAAAAUUACCAGCUGUGACGGGUUUUGAUGUUAGUGGUAGAAUUGUUGCUGUUGGAAAAAAUGUGAAAGAUUUUAAAGUUGGUGAUGAAGUUUUUGGAGUUUUAAGUUUAAAUUCAAGUUAUGGAGGAGGAGCACUUCAACAAUAUUCGGUUGGAGAUGUUGAUACAUUAAUCCAUAAACCAGCAAAUAUUAGUCAUAUAGAUGCAGCAACACUUGGUAUAGCAUUUUCAUCUGCUAUGGAUGGACUUCGUCAAGUUAAUAUUGAUUCAUCUACAUCUAUUUUUAUUCCUGGUGGUUCAGGUGGUGUUGGUCAUUUUAGUGUACAAAUUGCACAAAUUCGAGGAGCUAAACAAAUAAUAACAUCAGUAUCGAAAGAUGAAGGAUUUAAAAUUCUUAAAGAACAAUAUAAAAUAAAAGAUAUUAUAAAUCAUGCUACAGAUAAUAUUGUCGAUCGUGUAUUAGAACUUACUCAAGGUCAAGGUGUUGAUAUUGCUUAUGAUACUACAUAUCUUCCAUCAAACUAUGAAAAAACAAUAAAAACAGUUAAAGAAGGUGGUUCAUGGAUUGUUCUUCGUCGUUUUGGACAAGAUAAUACUAAAGAAAUCAAUAGUGUUACUGAACGAAAAGCAAAAUUUAUUCUAGCUGAUAUUGGACGUUAUUGGUUAGGAUCAGAACGAACACAAAUAAAAACAUUUUUUCAAAAUACAUUAAUACAAGGUGCAAAAUGGAUUGAAGAAGGAAAACUUAAACCAUAUAUUAAUCAAGUAAUUAAACUUGAAGAAGCACAAUAUGCACUUGAAAAAAUUAAACAAGGAACUGGUGGAUUUGGAAAAAUUGUUAUUAAAUUAUUAUAA
This is a messenger RNA of Rotaria sordida, 1059 nucleotides long. The record is from the annotation of a GenBank genome assembly. NCBI's taxonomy places the organism in Eukaryota, Metazoa, Rotifera, Eurotatoria, Philodinida, Philodinidae.